AUGGACCAGCUGAGGAACCAGAUGUUGGACCAGAUGUUGGACCAUCUAAUGGACCAGAUGUUGGACCAGCUGAUGGACCAGCUGAGGAACCAGAUGUUGGACCAGCUAAUGGACCAGAUGUGGGACCAGAUGUGGGACCAGCUAAUGGACCAGAUGUUGGACCAGAUGUGGGACCAGCUAAUGGACCAGAUGUUGGACCAGGUGAGGGACCAGAUGUUGAACCAGCUGAUGGACCAGCUGAUGGACCAGCUGAUGGACCAGCUAAUGGACCAGAUGUGGGACCAGAUGUUGGACCAGAUGUGGGACCAGAUGUUGGACCAGAUGUGGGACCAGAUGUGGGACUCACCUGGACCAGCGGUGGUUCUGGUCUGGUUCUGGUCUGGUUCUGUUCCGGUUCUGUUCUGCUUCUGGUCUGGUUCUGGUCUGGUUCUAGGCUGGUUCUGUUCCGGUUCUGUCUGUAACCUCAUGUGUCACGAGAAGUGUCUGAAGACUCUGCGGACGGUCUGCAGCUGCAUGACCCCGACUCUGGUCCAGAGACAGAAAAAAAGCUACAAAGAGACACAAAACAACCAGGAAGAUACACAAAACAGCCUCAAAGAGACAGCUGGUCCCACAUCUGGUCCCAAAUCUGGUCCCUUAGCUGGUCCCACAUCUGGUCCCAAAUCUGGUCCCUUAGCUGGUCCCACAUCUGGUCCCAAAUCUGGUCCCUUAGCUGGUCCCACAUCUGGUCCCAAAUCUGGUCCCUUAGCUGGUCCCACAUCU
This is a messenger RNA of Menidia menidia (Atlantic silverside), 762 nucleotides long. NCBI's taxonomy places the organism in Eukaryota, Metazoa, Chordata, Actinopteri, Atheriniformes, Atherinopsidae. The record is from the annotation of a GenBank genome assembly.